Molecule: messenger RNA, 849 nt
Organism: Durio zibethinus
Lineage: Eukaryota; Viridiplantae; Streptophyta; Magnoliopsida; Malvales; Malvaceae
Source: RefSeq, a predicted model, not a curated record
AAGUACAUAGAUUUUUCCGAGUGAAACCUGGAAAGACAUUUGAAGUGGACCGAGGCUCGUUUUGAACCAAUUUAUUUUUAUCGAAUAAUUCCCUUAAUGUUGAAUCUUGACCGUCUAUUAGAAGAACCGUUGUUUAGCGGGUUCCACGUGGUUCCUUAGCCCUUUCUCUCGUUGGAUUGUGCAAAGUACAGUUAUAUAUAUGACUAACAGUCGCAAUUGCGAAUCCAAAUUAUUAAUCAAAAUCAGCGAGAAAAUGGGGAAAAUCAACGGCUAUGAAACAAGCAGCGGUGGUUUUCGGGGCACUAGCGGUUGGAUGGCUUGCGAUGGAGAUGACAUUUAAGCCCUUCCUGGACCAGGCUCGUGCUGCCAUGGACAAGUCUGACCCUGAACGCGAUCCCGACGACAUGGACGUGCGCCAGGUUGAUCGUGAUCGCGAAAUCAAAGACGUCGUGGAGGGCAACGAUGAUUUUCCUAGUCGGAGGCCUAUACUGAUGCCGUCGCCAAGAACGCACCGCUGGCAUAAAUUGUAAGGUGCAACUGAUUAAACAAAACUUUUGGUGAUUGGUCCGAGUAGUUAGAAUUAUGUGGCUUUCUUUUUUGUGGCUUUUGUUAUUAUUAUUAUUAUUAUUAUUUUAGAAUUAUGGCUUUUAAAUUUUAGGAUUAAUGAAAUUAUUACAGUUAGGGAUUAGCAAUUUGAAGUGGUUGCUACUAGUUUAGCUUGUAUUGUCCUUUCAAUUUACGUAAGAGCGUGAGUAUUUUGAUCCCUACUAGUUCUGUUUCUUCUACAUUAUUAUUUUGUCCUUUAUUUUUUUUUUUUUGGAAAUAAAGCAUCUGUUUUUGAAUUUGAAC